GAACGGCUGCGCUGAGAGUCGCUCCUCCUCCCCGCAAUCUUCUUUGUGGUGAGCCUACGUUGUGUGUGCGGCGGAAUAUUUCACCUACAUUAAGAUGCAGGGAAACAGAGGACCCCGUCCCGAGCACCACAACCACGGCCCCCCGAGACAGCAGGCCAACCCCCAGCACGAGCAGCAGAGGAAGCCGGCCGGAGGAGCGGACAACAGCAAUGGGCAGCACACAGAACAAGCUGACCAGGCCAGCCCCAAUGAUGCUCUGACUAUAGACCUGCAGAACUUCAGGAAGCCGGGGGAGAAGACGUACACACAGCGCAGCCGGCUGUUUGUGGGGAACCUGCCGGCCGGCACCACCGAAGAAGAAGUGGAGAAGCUCUUCUCCAAAUAUGGCAAACCCUCCGAGAUCUUCAUCAACAAGGACCGAGGAUUCGGCUUCAUCCGCCUGGAAACGAAGACGCUGGCUGACAUUGCCAAAGCUGAACUGGACAACACGUUGUUCCGCGGCCGUCAGAUCCGUGUGCGUUUCGCCACUCACGGCGCGGCGCUGUCCGUAAAGAACCUCCCUCAGUUUGUCUCUAACGAGCUCCUGGAGGAGUCCUUCUCCAUGUUCGGCCCAAUCGAGCGCGCCAUCGUCAUCGUGGACGACCGCGGCAGACCCACCGGGAAGGGCAUCGUGGAGUUCGCCAACAAACCAUCGGCCAGGAAAGCUCUGGACCGCUGUGCUGAUGGAGCGUUUCUGCUCACCUCGUUUCCUCGGCCAGUAACGGUCGAGCCCCUGGAACAGCUGGAUGAAGACGAGGGACUUCCAGAGCGGCUGGUCAGCAAAAACCCGCAGUACCACAAGGAGCGUGAGCAGCCUCCUCGUUUUGCUCAGCCCGGCUCGUUCGAGUACGAGUAUGCGAUGCGCUGGAAGGCUCUGAUGGAGAUGGAGAAGCAGCAGUUCGAGCAGGUGGACAGGAACAUUAAAGAAGCUCAGGAGAAGCUGGAGCAGGAGAUGGAGGCAGCCAGGCACGAGCACCAGGUCAUGCUCAUGAGACAAGAUCUGUUGCGGAGGCAGGAGGAGCUGAGGCGUAUGGAGGAGGCGCACAACCAGGAAGUUCAGAAGAGGAAGCAGCUGGAGCUGCGUCAGGAGGAGGAGCGGCGCCGCAGGGAGGAGGAGCUGCGGGCCCACACGGAGGACUUAAUGAGGAGGCAGCAGGGCCAGGGGGCGAGCUUCGCAGAGAAAAGGGAACAGGACAUGAGGAUGCACAUGGGAGGUCAAGGCAUGCCCAUGAACAGGAACCCGAUGGGGGGAGGUACUGUGACACCAGGCGCACCGAACCUGUCUGCCAAUGAGGGUGCUGGUGGGAAUCCCGGGGAUCUCCCUCUUCCCUCUCCAUUCCCUCGUCCUGGACCUCCGAUUGACUUUGGCCCCAACAAACGCCGCCGAUUCUGAGACCCUACGACACACACCUCUCUGUUUCUCUCUAUUAUUUCUCUCUCUCUCUCUCUCUCUCUCUCUCUCUCUCUCUCUCUCUCUCUCUCUCUCUCUCUCUCUUUCUCUCUCUUACUCUUUCUUUGUUCUCUUUCUUUCUUUUUCUUUAUUUUUUUUAUUUUUUUUUACAUACCCACACACUGUACAAUAUUUUUAAGUCCAAUCCAUGGAUUCGUAGUUCCUCUGGCACACGUUUUUAAAAAUGUGUGGCAACCGUGUGGAGUUUGUUUUAAGCUUAGACGAAAUAUUCAUUUACUCCUGAAGGUUUAUCAUCCUGUACCUUACAGGUGGGAAAACUUUUUCUUUUUGUAUAGACCUUUUUUCCCUGUUUUAUUGUGAAUUAUUUUCUUAUUUUUAUUUUGUAUUUCACCCAUUGUACUUUUUAUAUAGAAUUAGUAAAUUCAUUUUUGUCGGCCACAUUUUCAGAAAUACCUGCAUUUCUAAACGCCUUACAAUAAAUCAGAAUUCCAUGUUA
This is a messenger RNA of Colossoma macropomum (tambaqui), 1946 nucleotides long. RefSeq names its product non-POU domain containing, octamer-binding (gene nono). Gene Ontology annotation, molecular function: RNA binding. The coding region runs from base 95 to 1432 and encodes 445 amino acids. Lineage: Eukaryota; Metazoa; Chordata; Actinopteri; Characiformes; Serrasalmidae. Gene Ontology annotation, cellular component: nucleus. The transcript has 10 exons. Gene Ontology annotation, biological process: regulation of DNA-templated transcription. The record is from RefSeq and is a predicted model, not a curated record.